Messenger RNA from Morus notabilis, 2300 nucleotides. Its product is annotated as ubiquitin carboxyl-terminal hydrolase MINDY-3. Gene Ontology annotation, biological process: protein K48-linked deubiquitination. The transcript is spliced from 7 exons. The coding region runs from base 128 to 1981 and encodes 617 amino acids. The record is from RefSeq and is a predicted model, not a curated record. NCBI's taxonomy places the organism in Eukaryota, Viridiplantae, Streptophyta, Magnoliopsida, Rosales, Moraceae. Gene Ontology annotation, molecular function: cysteine-type deubiquitinase activity; K48-linked deubiquitinase activity.
CCCCUUUUUGUCAUUUUGGAAAUCUCCUCCACUCCAUCGAUCGUCUUCUUCAAGAAAACAUUUUGAUCUGCGAAAUUCGGAAUUGGAACCCUAGUUAUUCACUGUUGGAUAUUGGGAGGAUUCUCCAAUGGCGGAUCAGGAGGAGGAGGAUCUCCGAAUGGCUCUGCGGAUGAGCAUGCAGAAUUCGCCGCCGGAGCCCAAGCGGAGCAAGCCCAGGGACGCCGUCGCCGGAGGAGGAGCUGCUACUCCGGCGGAGGAGUUUCCGGAGGUGAAGAGCCGCCAGCAACAGCGCGAGCUCAUGGCCGCCGCAGCCGAGAAGCGAAUGCUGUUGGCUUCCGCGAAGAAGAACUCGGCUCCUCCGCCGCCUGUCUCGCGCUCGGCGGUCUCGGAUUCCAAGGUUGUGAAGAGAGAGAAGGAUUUAGGGUUGGGCGAUUUGAAUUUGGGGAGGAAAUUGACGGAAGCGGAAGCAAACGAGCUGUUCUCGAUGGUGUUUGGGGCUGAAGUCUCCAAGGGAAUUCUUGCGCAGUGGAGUAAUCAGGGUAUUAGGUUUAGCCCUGAUCCAGAAACUACUAUGGGCCUAGUGCAACAUGAAGGUGGGCCUUGUGGAGUCUUAGCAGCCAUUCAAGCAUUCGUCCUCAAAUACCUUCUUUUCUUGCCAGAAGAAUUAGGUAAAGUUGCACAAAAUACGCCACAACCUUUGGCUUCAAGGAGCUUAUCUAAUAGUCAAUUUGUUGCAUCAGAUAAUUUGUCUUCUCUUACUGAAGCUGCGAAAACAAGAGCCCUGAUUAAAAGCAUGGGUGAGAUAUUGUUCGUAUGUGGAAGUAAUAAAAGUGCGGUUAUUGCAACAUUGAGUGUUAUAGGACAAAAUAUUGAGGACUUCGAAGGCAGCCCGAAGGAUGAGAUCAUAGCGAAAGUGCUUGAAGGUCUUUCAAUUGAAUCAGCUUUGGAUUUGCAAAAAGUGUUAAGAGUUAAUACCUACACAUCCCAAGCAAGUGCAUUUCAGAAGCUUGAAGCGAUGAUUCCAGUUUUCCGAAGUCGGAUGGGUGCAAUGCUAUUCCUUAUCUCAGCUUUACUUUCUCGAGGACUGGAUUCUGUUCAAGCUGACAGGGAUGAUCCCAGCCUACCUCUAGUCACUGCUCCCUUUGGGCAUGCCUCUCAGGAAAUUGUGAACUUACUGCUCUGCGGUCAGGCAGUCCCCAAUGUGUUUGAUGGAAGGAUGGAUUUAGGUGGUGGUUUGUCAAUAAAGGGCAUAUCCAGAACUGUGGAAGUUGGUUUCCUCACUCUUCUGGAAUCCCUAAAUUUCUGUAAAGUUGGUCAAUAUCUAAAAUGCCCGAAAUGGCCAAUAUGGGUUAUUGGGAGCGAGUCCCAUUAUACAGUCCUAUUUGCUCUUGAUACUUCUGUUCAAGACGAGAAUGAACUGGAACAAAGGGAAUCACAAAUUCGGAAAGCUUUUGAUGCACAGGAUCAAAGUGGAGGUGGUGGUUUCAUUAGUGUGGAAGGCUUUCAUCAAGUCCUCAGGGAAACAAAUGUAAGACUUCCACCGGAGAAGGUUGAUCACCUUUGUAACACGGGUUUCAUUGUGUGGAGUGAGUUUUGGCAGGUUAUAUUAGAUUUGGAUAAGAGUUUAGGAGGCUUGAAGGAUUCAACUGGUCUUAUGGGUAAGAAGGUUUUUGAGCUUUAUCAUUUUAAUGGGAUUGCAAAGUCGGAUUUGAAUGGUAGCCAAGUAAUUUCUGGUGAGACACCGGUGCAAAGACCUAGACUGACCAAAUUAAGGGUCUCGGUUCCUCCAAGGUGGACUCCCGAGGAAUACAUGGCGGACGUGGCAGUGUCCUCUAGUUCCGGUGGAAAUGAAUCCAGAGGGAAGGAAAAUGAAGCCAUUAAACCCGAGCCUCCUCAGCAUGCUCCACUGGUGGACUGCGUGAGGACACGCUGGCCCCGUGCUGUUUGCAACUGGGUAGGAGACCCACCUAGCAUAGUCUGAAAGAUUUUCACUUUUCUCGGGGAUGGUUGUGGUGCUCUUGUUUUAGGAAGCACAGGGAGCGCUUAUAUUUGAAGCAAACGCAGAUGAAGCACCAAAACAGACGGGUUUGUGUGGUUUCGGGGUCGGUCAGACCCUCGGGGCACGUAAGAGGGGGGGUUCAUUUCAGAGUUUUCAUUAAUCUAAAAGUAUGUGCUAGCACCGAACCAUUUGCUUCUAUGCAUUGUUGCUCCAUUCAAUUCGAUUUUGAUAUGUAUUAACUAUUUAAGGUGAGAAUACUGUAAUAUUAUUGUCAAUUGAAAGUGUAAAAUCAGUUAAUAUA